This is a messenger RNA of Anneissia japonica, 3401 nucleotides long. Its product is annotated as G1/S-specific cyclin-D2-like. The record is from RefSeq and is a predicted model, not a curated record. Gene Ontology annotation, cellular component: cytoplasm; cyclin-dependent protein kinase holoenzyme complex; nucleus. Lineage: Eukaryota; Metazoa; Echinodermata; Crinoidea; Comatulida; Comatulidae. The transcript has 5 exons. Gene Ontology annotation, molecular function: cyclin-dependent protein serine/threonine kinase regulator activity. Bases 241 to 1131 code for a protein of 296 amino acids. Gene Ontology annotation, biological process: regulation of cyclin-dependent protein serine/threonine kinase activity; mitotic cell cycle phase transition; positive regulation of G1/S transition of mitotic cell cycle.
GUGUCACUUGAUGCUGGGAAAUUGUUGGCCGGUGCAUAUCACACUGAAAGCACUGAAGAUAAAUCGCUCUCGAUCGAACUAUCUGAAGUCGGCCAAACCGGACUUAGCCAUACCAGACAGUCAACAUUAUUAUCCUUUUUUUAGGAGCUAGUGAAUCUGUAGUGGUAAAGGCUGUUUAGUCUGUAUAAUUUUACGCCAUUCCUAACUAAUUACAGAUCGUUUUUAACUGCCUACCAUCAAAUGGAAGUACCUGUUGGGUUGCUAUGUUGCGAAGUAGAGAAAAUUCGGCGAAGCUAUCGAGAUCCUGUAUUAUUAAAUGAUAGAGUUUUGAACAAUUUAUUAUGUAGCGAAGAAAAAUACACAUUGAGUAGUGACUAUUUUACAAUCAUCCAAACAGAUUUAAAACCAUAUAUGAGGAAAAUGGUUGCAGACUGGAUGCUUGAAGUAUGUGAAGAACAGCAAUGUGAACAAGACGUGUUUCCUCUUGCAAUGAAUUACAUGGACAGAUUCUUGGCUGUUUGCAAGCUCGGCAGAAAUCAGUUACAACUUUUGGGAGCAGCUUGUAUGUUUUUAGCUUCAAAAUUAAAAGAGACUUCGCCAUUGACGGCAGAAAAACUAAUCAUCUAUACAGAUAAAUCAAUAAGUUAUCAACAAUUACUAGAUAUUGAAGUGUUAAUAUUAAAGAGACUUAAAUGGGACCUGUCUGCAAUAACUCCACAUGAUUUCUUGGAACAAGUAAUACAUCGAUUACCGAUAAAAGCUGACUACGCCCAUCUUAUCCGAAAACAUGCUCAGACAUUAAUAGCAAUGUGUGUAACAGAUUAUAGCUUUGCUAUGUACCCUCCAUCAAUGAUAGCAGCUGGGUGUGUGGGGGCAGCAGUGAAUGGUCUUAGCUCCGGAGUCCGGCGGUACGACGAAAUACCUAACCUUAUGAAUAGACUAUAUGAAAUUACAAAAAUCGAAUUGGAGUAUCUACACCAAUGUCAGGAACAAAUUGAGCAUCUGUUGUCAAAAAACUUAUCGUCCGGUAACCAGCAAGAAGAAAUGCUAAAACAGGAUGAUAAAGAAGCACCCUCGACACCAACAGAUAUUCAGGAUAUUUCCGAUCUCUUGAAUAUUGCUUCUGCGUAAAGGCAGAAGUUGGCUGCGUAGUUCUUUUCCUAAUUUUGAACAUUAUCAUUGAAAUUUUUUUAAUAUAAUGAAUAUUUAAAUUUAAAAAAUAGAAUAUUAAUAAGUUGAUGAGUUGAAGUGAGCAAGAUAUAUACAGUUUUUUGUGCGCGAGUUUAUAGUUUAGAUUAUGAAUUUUGAUAAAUUGUAGCUAUUUUAAUUUGCUUUGGUGUGUAAGCGAGUGGGUGGUUACUGCGAGAUAGUGUAAGAGAUAUGUAUGCAAUAACAGGAAUACCAUGGGUACAGAAUUCAAAUUCUUUUCUGUAAAUAUUUCUUGAUAAUGUUCUGAAUUCGGAAGAGAAUUUCGCAGCCAUAUUGUUAAUAAUGCAACAUAAUUUUUGUUUGCGAAACUAUGCAAUGUAUUGAAUAAACGUAUGUAUUGGGAAUGACCUAACAGGGGUCAUACACCUGCAUCGCCUCUCUAUUUAUUAAACUCUUUAAUUCUGUGAAAAUGAUCACAUAUAUCUGAAUGUUGUUAUUUACUAUUUUAAAAUAUAUUUUGUUUCAUACGAUGUAUCUGACAAGGUGCAAACUUUCAACAUAAAUUUAUUAUAUUUUGAAGUAAGAUAUUUAAUUGCACAGGGAUUAAGUAUUGAACGACUUGUGUUUUAACAUUAAUUAAAUGUAUUUUUCGUUUGAAUUUGCUUGUAAAAUAACUCAGUGGAGAUAUGCUUGAAAUUAUACUGUCUGUGAUUAAAUCUCAAAUAAUAUUUUUUUUAAUUAACUACUUAUAAAGGAUCAAAUAAGUUGUCAACUUGAAAUGAAACGACACAUUCAAACCAUUAAUUUUUACCACUGAAAUCAUUACAAUUAAUAUCUAAUUUAAGGUUCUAUGCAAAGAAUACAGAAAUGGAUUGUGUCCUGUAAUAGGCAGAGAAUAUAUUUUCUGUUUUAAUUUGAAAAAUUUAAAGCUAUUUACAACAAAGCUAUUAAAUAUACAAAUUAUUGUAAUUUAAGUAAUUAGUUUUAAUUUGGAUUGUUAUUUAGGUUAAUACAGACAGUAUAAUUUUAAUCAAAAUUCAUUAUCAAAAUGUCUUCCAGUCUAAAGUGUUGGGUACCAUUAUGAAAUAAAUGAGUGAUGAUUGACAUAUGUGAAUUCUACCUCAAAGAAAACACAAGCUAUCAUCCUCAUUAAUUAACAAUCAUUGUUAGUAUAUUUGUAUUAUUUUUCUUUUUAUAUAUAUAUUUUUUUUACCUGUGCUAUGGGUGCAGGGUAUAAAUGCUAAGAAUGAAAAUAUAAAAUUUAAAAAACAGUAAAACUAGCUGUUCAAUUGGUAUUAUACUAGUAAAUUAGUGCCGUGUAUUACUCCUGCGUAAUAGAAUCAUACAACACUGCCAUUCUUGUCCAGUCCAUAUACCACGAUUACUAGCCCAGUUUGAUCAGUGCUACCAAAGAUGUAAUUUAUAUUCUAGUUUGAUUUAUGAUGAACAUCCUGCUAAACUGAAACUUGACCAAUUCCAGCUAAUUGCAGUGUUGGGGUUUCCUUAAGAUAUGCGUGAUAUACUGUCUUUGAAAGUUUGAUGUGCUCAGUCUAUCGUAUAACCAAUUGCUGUGUAGAUUUACGACGACUUUUUGAAGAAUUAUAUUAUAUACCCAGUAAAUUAAUGAGUUCCAUAGAUAACAAGUAAAGUGAUUCUAAAUAAUUAAGCAGGGUUAAAUUAUCAACUUUAAUGAAUUUUGUAAUUCUAUGCAAAACAAACCAUCUGUAUUUAAUUUAAGCAGUUUAUAAGCACUUUAUCUUACUUAGUUAGUGCUUGAAAUGUUAUGCUGUGAAACUAUUGCAUACAACAAAUUUAUGAUUAGGAAUUGAAAUAACCAUGAUUAAUAGAUGUAAGUUUCAGAUGUUAUUGAAUAAGCUACUACUAUUGACCAAAUUAGAGUUUGACCAAUUUUAUCCAAGUUUUCAAUUCUUGGUGUUAUAUUUCCAGUGUUAACAUUCUAAAUGAUAUCAUUCCACGCGUGUUCCAAGUCAUUAGGCAAUCGCUCGUUUAUAAAUGAUACACAUAUUUUAGGUGCUGGCAUCUUCUCUUUGAAACUUUAGUUUCUGUAUCAAUUAUGUUUGAUUGUCCAUAACAAUGUAAUUUCACACUUAUUUUCUUUAUUUUUUUUUUUUUAUACAUUUUAGAACUGUCAUAUUUUAACUGGCCAUAAUCUCAUUUUGACUAGUAGUCAAUUGCUAUUUUGUGAAUUUUUAAGCAUUUUCUUAUGAAAUAAAAAAUUCAAGAUUGAAGUA